Anthostomella pinea is the source of this 1452-nucleotide messenger RNA. The record is from the annotation of a GenBank genome assembly. Lineage: Eukaryota; Fungi; Ascomycota; Sordariomycetes; Xylariales; Xylariaceae.
AUGUCGUGGAAGGCUUCCGAGAGGUUGAUGGACACCAUCCGCCAUUAUGCCAAUUUCCCAGCUACCGGUGUGAGCUUGCGGCAGAUGGUCCAGUUCGGCGAGAGGCCUUCUGUCGGAACCUUGUUUCGUGCCUCGCAAUUCCUCGCCGAAGAGCUCCCUAUUCGCCUUGCCCACCGAGUUCAGGAGCUCACGAACCUGCCAGAUGGACUCAACGAGAUGCCCUCAGUCAAGAAAGUCCAGGACUGGUAUGCGCAGUCGUUCGAGGAGAUCACUACCCUACCACGUCCCGACCUCGGAAAGGAAGUACGAGAACGGUUGCUGCACACGGGAAGGUUCCAACAUAAUGGCAGAGGGUCAAUACUGUCCGAAGCCACACCGAACCCAAGCAUCCGCGAAGGCCAAUAUGCGUCGUCGCCCUACGCCCAGUCGGGCGCCAACAGCGGGAAGAAACAACAAGCAGCAGCUAGGAGAUAUUUCGCAAUGGUCGAUGACACGGGCCAUUGGCCGCCUGACCUGCAGGCUUACAACUCGAGAUUUGCCCAGACUUUAAACAAAAUAAAGAGGAGGCAUGAUGGCGUUGUCACCACCAUGGCGCAAGGCAUCCUGGAGUACAAGAGGAGACGGCAACGGAUGCAGAUCGAUAAUAACAUCCAGUCGUUCCUGGAUCGUUUCUACAUGUCACGCAUCGGGAUACGCAUGCUUAUCGGGCAGCACAUUGCUCUGACCGACCAGAACCACCACCGAGACCCGACCUAUGUUGGUAUUAUCUGUACCAAGACGAAUGUCCGAGACCUCGCCGAGGAGGCCAUCGAGAAUGCCCGGUUUGUUUGCGAGGAUCACUACGGCCUGUUCGAAGCACCCAAGAUCCAACUCGUCUGCAACCCGAACCUCAACUUUAUGUAUGUUCCGGGCCAUCUGUCGCAUAUGCUCUUCGAGACUUUGAAGAACUCGCUACGCGCUGUGGUCGAGACUCACGGCCAGGACAAGCAAGAUUUCCCGGUGACCAAAGUUAUUGUUGCCGAGGGGAGAGAAGAUAUUACCAUCAAGAUAUCUGAUGAGGGCGGCGGCAUUCCACGGAGCGCUAUACCACUUGUUUGGACGUAUAUGUAUACCACAGUGGAUCGGACACCCAACCUCGACCCGGACUUCGACAAGAGCGAUUUCAAGGCACCGAUGGCUGGGUUUGGCUACGGCUUGCCCAUAUCGAGGUUGUAUGCUCGAUACUUUGGUGGUGAUUUGAAGCUCAUCAGCAUGGAAGGGUACGGGACCGAUCAAUUAGCAGUCAUGAGGGACUGGACAUCGUCCCGAGGAUUGGCGAUGCCUAAGAGAAUGAUGCAGAAGCGGCUUAAGGAACUCGAGGUGUCAGAGCGUAAACAGGUCGGCGACGCCGAAUCCAUGAUGGUCCAGGAGAGCGGAAGGUUUACCCGUGAUCAGAGCGGUGGUGAACUGUGA